CCAAACCCUUAUAAAUUUCCACCCAAAUACCUCAAUUUCAUAUCGCUUUCUACUCACAAAUCUGUAAUUUAGCAUCAGUAAUCGUCAAUCCAUGGCUCGUACUAAGCAGACAGCAAGAAAAUCGACCGGUGGCAAGGCACCCCGGAAGCAGCUUGCGACGAAGGCGGCGAGGAAAUCGGCCCCCGCCACCGGAGGUGUCAAAAAGCCGCACCGCUUCCGCCCUGGGACGGUGGCGCUUCGGGAGAUCCGGAAGUACCAGAAGAGCACUGAGCUGCUGAUUAGGAAGCUUCCGUUCCAAAGGCUGGUGAGGGAGAUUGCUCAGGAUUUCAAGACGGAUCUUCGGUUCCAGAGCUCCGCCGUGGCGGCGCUGCAGGAGGCAGCUGAGGCUUAUCUUGUGGGUCUGUUUGAGGACACAAACCUCUGCGCCAUUCAUGCCAAGCGUGUAACUAUUAUGCCUAAGGAUAUUCAGUUGGCUAGGAGGAUUAGAGGCGAGAGGGCUUAAAAUUUCUCCUAUGUUUUGAUUAGGUCUGUUUUUAGUUCCUGCUUGCUUAUGUAUACUUUAGGAAUCUGGGUUUAACGUCGUCAAUCGCAUGGUAUGAGGUAGAGAUGGAUUGUGGUAGAUCUUGAGAUUUGUUUGGAGUGGGAUUUUGAAUGUAAAGCGUAAUCUCUAUUGAAUGAUUAAUUUGAAGAAAUUAAUGUUCCUUGCUAUUGCA
Molecule: messenger RNA, 713 nt
Organism: Sesamum indicum (sesame)
Lineage: Eukaryota; Viridiplantae; Streptophyta; Magnoliopsida; Lamiales; Pedaliaceae
Product: histone H3.2
Cellular component (GO): nucleosome
Molecular function (GO): structural constituent of chromatin; protein heterodimerization activity; DNA binding
Source: RefSeq, a predicted model, not a curated record